This is a messenger RNA of Octopus sinensis (East Asian common octopus), 2935 nucleotides long. Its product is annotated as zinc finger protein 501-like. The transcript is spliced from 3 exons. The record is from RefSeq and is a predicted model, not a curated record. Lineage: Eukaryota; Metazoa; Mollusca; Cephalopoda; Octopoda; Octopodidae. Bases 1221 to 2528 code for a protein of 435 amino acids.
ACUACUACUACUACUGUUGCUGCUACUACGACUACCACUGCUGCCGGUACAGCUACACUAUUACUGCUGCUGACGGUGAAGCGAGAUAAACUGGGUGGAAGCUAAAACCGAAAACUUGGUCUUGUGUCUCUCGAAAGUUUUUCCGUUGCUGUAAAAAAAGAACUUCGUUUCUUUUGGCAGGCAACUUGUUAAAACAAAUAAUUAUAAUCCCGAUGAUGACGAUGAUGAUGAUGACAAAGAUGAAGGUCAGGGUCGAAAUGGUGAUGAUGAUGAUGAUAAUGGUUGUUGUUGUUGUUGUUGCGGCCACGACGAUAUAAACUUCUGGUGUUCCACGUAUUUGGAUACAUUUAUGAAACAAAAAAAAAUCUAUUUCCAAAAAAUAUGUUCUGUCAUCAUUGAUGAUGAUGAUGAUGAUGAUGAUGAAAAUUCUUUUGUUUGGUUUGGAUUGACAACUACAAUUGAUGGCUUAAUCAAAUCCAGUCGUUAUAAAGAAGAUUAAGGCUUGUGGUUGUUAUGUUUUGAUUUCCAAACAUGACAAAAUCCUUGUAAGCUUUAGUUUCAAUGUAAAGAAAGAAAAAAAAAGAAAAGAAAAAAGAGAAAAAAGAAGACCAGCCAAAAGGUACUCGUUCCCUGCCAUGACCACCACCACCUUUUGGUAAUCCUUCCUCGAAUCAUAAGUCUUUAUUACAAGCUGGAACUGAUUGGUUGUUGUUGGUGUUUAGUUUGUCAGCCUUGAAGGGACGAAUCUAGGGGGAUCAGUCGUGAGGUAAAUCCUUCUUCCCCGUCCUCCUCCUCCCCCAUACACAUACAUUCACACAUUUUCAGAAACACACUCAUAUACAUUCAUACACUCACACACACACACAUACUCUUUAUCCGUCUCAAAAGACAAGACUUUUCUGUUACAGGUGACCGCAACACUCCGUAACCCCUACCACACCAAACUCUAGAAAAGUCUCUUAUUCACCCCACCCCCAACAUCAACAGCCAAAUAAUACUGACCAGUUGAAAAAUGAAUAAAAGCCCCACACUUAAAUACUUUUAAAGGGUUUCAAACACCAGACUUAAAAGUUCACAUCUCACAUCCUUAUCCACUUGUUUGGUUUUUUCUCUUUUUAUUCCCCUUUUUUUGUCCCUUUAAAUUUUCUGGGAUUUUCUGGAAAAAAAAAAUCUGAAGAAAUGAGUAAUUCUUUCUUAAAAAUCAAGAAAUACCAACAAUAAUGACUGCCCUUACUGAAUCCAUAUCAACUUUGGCUAAACCCGCCACAGAACAGCCCUUCGUGUGCGCAAAGUGUGGGAAGGGCUUCAGCCAUUCGUCCAGCCUUUACCGACAUAAGCGUAGUCACUCCACAACCUGUCCUUACACCUGCAACACGUGCAACAAGACUUUCAGCCACGGUUCCAACUUACUCAAACAUUUAGAAACUCAUGUGUUAUCAAAAAAACUGGAAAACCAUAAUGGUUCACAUCUACAGCCCUUGACAUCUGAAUUUGUCAAUAAAAUCGAUCGCCAGUCGAUCAACUGCAAUAUUUGUGACAAGUCUUUUGCUCACACCUCAAGUCUUUCCCGACAUGUGAAAUGCCACUCUGGCCUGAGGCCGUACACGUGUAUGGUGUGUGAGAAAAGUUUCUCCACGGCUGCAAACUUGCGUGUUCAUUCAAGAGUACAUUCUGGUGAAAAGCCGUUCUCGUGUCAAGUGUGCUUGAGGGCGUUUGCCCAUUCUUCGACCUUGUCGAAACAUGUCCGUUCCAAACACACAUCUGGUUUGAAACCCUACAUGUGUAACCAAUGUGACAAAACGUUUUCGAUGCCAUCAAACUUAACAUCUCACCUCAAGACACAUUCUGGGGAAAAACCGCAUAUGUGUGUAGUGUGCAAUAAAUCUUUCUCCCAUUCUUCUACACUCUCUCAACACCUCAGAGUUCAUUCCGGAGAGAAGCCAUACAGAUGCCGAAUAUGUGCAAAAGCAUUUUCCCAUUCUUCCACCAGGUGGAAGCACAUGAGGACACACUCAACAGAACGACCUUACACCUGUGAUUUUUGUGAUAAACACUUUUCAGCGAUGGCCAACCUGACAGCCCACAUGCGUGUGCACUCUGGAGAGAAGCCCUUCAAAUGCCCGAUUUGUGAGAAGACGUUCUCUCAUUCUUCAACAUUAUGGAAACAUAGUCGAGUUCACUCAGGCGAGAAACCAUUCCAGUGCGACAUCUGUUCUCGUAGUUUUGCUCUGUCGUCAACAUUAACCCGGCACAUCCGAACCCAUACUGGCGAGAAACCGUUUCUGUGUUCAAUCUGUAACAAGAGGUUUGCUCAGGCUUCCAAUCUGGCCCUCCACAUGCGAAAGCAUUCUGGAGAGAAACCGUUUGAGUGUCCCCUCUGCUGCAAGACGUUUUCUGUCUCAUCUAAUCUCCAAUCACAUUUGAGGACCCACUCGGGAGAGAGGCCCUUCCAGUGCCGAUAUUGCUUCAAGACUUUCACACAUUCUUCCACUUUGUCCAAACAUGUCCGAGCACUCCAUUCUUCUUGAAAGGAUUGGCAAAACAAACUCACUUCCUACACACACACUUAUGUAUAUAUAUGUGUUCACAGCUAUACAUACACCUGUGAUUCCUGAAUUUUGGUGGGGAGGAUGCCACCUCCUUGGCACCCAAGCAACAUUCCUAGUGCCCCUCCCUACUCACCACCACACACAUGGACCCCUUUCUGCAACAAAUCCAAAAAAACUAAUUCACAGAUAAAACUAAACCUAAUUAACCCAUUCUCUUGUUUUUACAUCCAUCACCCCCUUUUGGCCACCCCAUUUUCGCUCCAUUUUUCUUCAACACCCCACUGAAUCUUUUCACAGCCCCAAAGGGGACAGUAUCCACACCACCACCACCACUUUGGGAACCACUGACAUACACAUUUAUAUAUGAUGCCACACUACAUACGCUC